AUGGAUAUUCUUACGUCAUCGUUCUGCUUGAGCUCACACGACGAACAAACACUGCCCCUCUUCCCCUCUUCUUUCAGUCGGGAUGUGGGUGACAAAAGAGCAGUACAAUGUCUGCGCGCAGCCAGCCUACAAACCACUUCUCUAUUGAAUUCUGUCCACUUACAACCACGAUCACUUGAUUUCUGCAAUACAUUUUUGGGCUUGGGCAAUGGUGUUGUGGAUGUCCAUUUUGCACCCAUGCAGGGGGCUGCGAGGACGGUUGAGGAGUUGAAGAAUUUUUGGAAAGAGAGGGCAGCGAUCGAGGAAGAUUAUGCCAAACGUUUAACCAAAUUGUCGAAAAUGGUUUUGGGAAGGGGUGAAAUUGGAGAAUUACGCAAUUCCUUGAACGCCAUCAAAGUCGAGACCGAGCGUCAGUCCGGUAUCCACCUUAACCUUGCGCAGCAAAUACGCAGCGAUUUGGAGUCCCCAGCCGCUGUGUUUUACACGCGGUGA
Molecule: messenger RNA, 492 nt
Organism: Laccaria bicolor S238N-H82
Lineage: Eukaryota; Fungi; Basidiomycota; Agaricomycetes; Agaricales; Hydnangiaceae
Exons: 3
Coding region: 1-492 (163 amino acids)
Biological process (GO): cytoskeleton organization
Cellular component (GO): cytoplasmic side of plasma membrane; plasma membrane; mitotic actomyosin contractile ring, proximal layer
Molecular function (GO): phospholipid binding
Source: RefSeq, a predicted model, not a curated record